AUGGAUCCCUAUCUAUCCAGAACUCUCCAGUCACUCACCCGGAGCAAGAUACAUGAGUUAGAAAAGCACCGUAACACCUACGAGUCUCGCAAGGCAGAGAUACUGGCAACUGCGUCCAAAUGUCCAACACUCCGAGAACGGGUUGCACAGCUUCUCGUGGGAACAAAAAGUCUCUCCCAGGGCGCUGAGUCCGACAGUGAAAUUGCCAACAUUGAACAUUGGGUGGAACAAGCUCGAUUUGACUCUUCAAUUCCAUCAGAAAGGCUGGAAGGAUUCGAGCAACAUCUGCAUGAUAGGUUGGAUGCAUACAGUCGGAAGUUGAACCUUGCCGAUGUGUAUUCGCGUCUUCUCACUGAAUGGAUGAAUCCUCCUUCAAAGAAUGAGGAUGCAGAAAAUCAUCCUAGCGAGGAUGAAGACUUCGAGAUUGUCGAUGAGCAGCAAAAGGAGCGACUGAAGCAGCUAUGCGACAAGUUCGAGGAUAUGGUUUUCAACCCCUGCGAAACCAGCCCCGACGAAAUAACUUCUUUUCUCCAGGGUCUCUUCCCGGGAAACGAUGGUGUUAAAUCAUUGGAAAGUCUUCGAUCCGAAAUCGGCGUGGAAUCUCAGUCAAUUUGGGAUCAAAAGGACCCUUUCACGGUCGAUUCGCUACGCCAAUGCAUCCGAGGAAUGCAAAAUGAAGCUAUCAUCAGCGAGCAGAAGCAGCAGACACUGAAGCAUUUCUUAGACAACCCAGUUGUUUUGAAUGAAAUUGCGGAUGUGCUUAAUAUGCGAUAUGCCGACUUGCGGAACUGGGACUGGCAUGCCGAUAGUGAAGGUGUUCCUGUGAUCCCACGACAAGAGCUUAAUGGAAAAUACAGAAUUUGGAUGGAUGAUGACGUUCUAGAAACAAUCUUCCUCGGACACAUUUGCAUACGACUUUGCAAGGUGCUCAAGGAUACUCUGAAUAGAUUUAUCGAGGACGAGGAGUCGGUGUGGGAGAACAAUAUGAAGCCAUACACGACUGAUCGCGACAGGCUGCGUCGAAAGUAUUAUGGCCAGGAUUGGGCUUGGAUGGACAGUUUAGACGAAUAUCGAAGAGAUGAAUUCCAGAAUGAUUUCUUCCUUGCGACACUUCCAGACGGGCAAGGGGCUGGCUGCGAUUACGAUGAUGAGGAGGAACAGAACAUGGAGCAAGGUAGAAAGAAGAACGUCAAGCAAAUGUUGCUGAGAAAGAUCGUUACGGAGACCCUCCUAGCACAUCAUCUUGAUGGCGGGGCUGUUGUCAUUCAGUCGGAUCUACAUUGGUUCGGAACCUCGAUCCCACACAGCACAGUCUAUACCGCCCUCAGAUUCAUCGGAUUCUCUGAGGAUUGGGUUGAAUUCUUUCGAAAGUUUCUUGCGACUCCGUUGAACAUGGAUAAAUCCUUCGAGGGGCAUGACCAAGUCGGCCCUCGCGAACGCAGAAGGGGAAUUCCCAUAGCACAUGCCUCUGAGAAAUUCAUUGGGGAAUUGAUCCUCUUCUUUAUGGAUCUUGCUGUACGACGCGAGACUGGGGUCCUUCUGUAUCGUCUUCAUGAUGAUAUCUGGCUCUCCGGGCAACCCCAGAAGUGUGCGCAAUCGUGGGAGGUAAUGCAGAAGUUUGCAAAUAUCACCGGGCUCAUGUUCAACAACAACAAGACGGGAUCAGUCUACCUGAGCAAUUCCAUCGAUCCUGUGGUUGCCUCGCGGUUACCUAAAAACCCGGUGAAAAUCGGCUUCUUGAUGUUGGACCCUUCUUCAGGCGACUGGGUUAUCGACGAUUCGCAGGUCGAAAACCACAUUAAUCAACUCAAGAAACAGUUGGGCCAGUGCAACAGCUUGCUUUCAUGGAUACGAACAUGGAACAGCUGCAUUGGCAGAUUCUUCAAGAACACCUUUGGUGAGCCAGCAUACUGCUUCGGGCGGCCACAUAUUGAUGCCAUCCUCGCCUCAUAUGAGAAAAUGUACAAAUCCAUAUUUGGGACCAAGACAAACAACGGCAACAGUGGCACUUUGACCGAAUAUCUCAGGAAUGAGAUCAGUUCUCGCUUUGGUGUGUCUGAUGUUCCGGACGCUUUCUUCUUCCUUCCUGAAAAGCUGGGGGGACUUGGCGUGAGGAACCCAUUUGUCUCGAUUGUUCCGCUACGCCAGCAACUUCAGAAAUCGCCCCAAGAGCUAGUGGAACUCUUCCUGAACUCAGAGCUUGCGGAAUACGAUACGGCAAAAAGGAAGUUCGAGAAGAAGACUCCCAAGGAGCGAGUGAGGCUCUUAAAAUCCCUUGAAGAUAUGACCUCGUCAGAAGAAGAAAUUGUCUCUUCGGACGAGGUGCAUACAUUUAUGACCUACGCAGAGUGGACACAAUUCCGCCACGAAACAAGUUCCAGUCUGACUACCUUGUACAAACAGCUUAUGGAUAUUCCCGGUCACAAGUCGCCCAGCACCACUGAGAAAGUGGAAACGGCGUUGAAAAAGGCCCGGAGGGAAUUUGACCUCCAGCAUAUUGAUGCCGAAACCAAAUGGAUCUUGUACAUGUAUGCGGAAGAUCUUCUGGCAAAGUUCGGUGGAUUGAACCUGGUGGAUAAACAGUACUUGCCAACAGGAGUUUUGGACAUGAUCAAAGAAAAGAAAGUUACGUGGCAGAUGGUUUUGUAA
This is a messenger RNA of Penicillium griseofulvum, 2649 nucleotides long. RefSeq names its product reverse transcriptase. The record is from RefSeq and is a predicted model, not a curated record. The transcript has a single exon. NCBI's taxonomy places the organism in Eukaryota, Fungi, Ascomycota, Eurotiomycetes, Eurotiales, Aspergillaceae. Bases 1 to 2649 code for a protein of 882 amino acids.